AAAGUGGUUGUGGUGGGCCCAUAUGUCGUGAAAUAUGGACAUCAUGUAAGCUUGAGCGAAGGCGAAGUGAUGCUGCAUGUUGCAAAAUCAACGCCAGUACGGGUACCGAAGAUAUAUGCCCUGUAUCGUGAUUGCGACGAGCAGAAAAACUUCAUCGUCAUGGAAAAGAUUCAGGGAAAGACGUUAAAAGAGGUUUGGCCUACCUCGGAGCCUUCCGCGAAAGAAGAUGUUACAUCCCAGCUCAGAACCAUUUUCGAUGAGCUUCGGCGUUUGUCCUCGCCAGUACGCUUUUGUGCUCUUCACGGAAGACCUCUUCCUGACGCGAUAUUCGAGACUGGCGAAGACUCCGACUGCAACAGGGGACCUUUCGAAUCUGAGGAUCAACUGAACCAAGCGCUUCUUAAAGCCUAUGUCGCCUCAGAAGCGCGUAUGACAGGAAAGGCCACAUUUUACGAAAGAGCGUGGCCUUCAGUCUUCUCGGGUCACGAGCCUGUGUUCACUCAUGGCGAUCUUCAACAGAAGAACAUCAUGAUAUCAGAGGUGUCAGGUCGCCCAUGCGUGGUCCUCAUCGAUUGGGAAACUGCAGGAUGGUAUCCUAGCUAUUGGGAAUACGCGCGUGCCAUCUUUGCUUGUCAUCGAUUUGAGGAUGACUGGAGCUUCUGGCUAGAGCAAGCGCUGGAUCCUUACUUGAACGAAUACGCUUGGAUGUAUAUUCUGAUGCUUGAGUUGUGG
This is a messenger RNA of Aureobasidium melanogenum CBS 110374, 732 nucleotides long. RefSeq names its product kinase-like protein. Lineage: Eukaryota; Fungi; Ascomycota; Dothideomycetes; Dothideales; Saccotheciaceae. The record is from RefSeq and is a predicted model, not a curated record. The transcript has a single exon. The annotation marks the transcript as partial.